Messenger RNA from Fusarium pseudograminearum CS3096, 1587 nucleotides. RefSeq lists its product as uncharacterized. The coding region runs from base 1 to 1587 and encodes 528 amino acids. NCBI's taxonomy places the organism in Eukaryota, Fungi, Ascomycota, Sordariomycetes, Hypocreales, Nectriaceae. The record is from RefSeq and is a predicted model, not a curated record. The transcript has a single exon.
AUGCGAGAUUUCAACGCGAAUCCAAAGUUGACUCUGUCAGCCAUUCUCAACACGCAGAUACUUUACAGAAUCGCCGUCGUGGUAUUUGCAUUAUAUCUAUCUUUCUACACUCUAUCAUUAUUUUCGGAUAUUGAGUUGGGUGCCCCAGUGUGGAAGCCUUACGGUUCAUCCCAGCCCAACGUACCUGUCGACAAGGAUCGCCGAUUUACUCUCGUCGUGCCUAUUACGGAUCCCGGCCCCAAUGUCUGCAAGACGAUUUUCACUGCGCUUGCCUUGGGCUAUCCGAGCCCUGUUAUUGUCAAUUGGGGAGUAGAUUACCAUGAUGUAUCGCAUUGGGAAUUUGGCAAGAAUCUACCCAAGAUCCCCGGGUUCGUACACUAUCUCGACUCCGUCAUGCACCCCAACGCUACAGAUCUGGAGAAGUUGGAGGAAGACGACCUGGUUCUCAUGGUGGAUGCUCGUGAUGUCUGGUUUCAGUUGCCAGCCGAGGUCCUUCUCAGUCGCUACCAUGAGGUCAACAAACGGGCCAACGAAAGGCUACGCAAGCAAUGGACCGGAUCAGGCCCGAUGCCGAUGAAGCAGACUAUUGUAGCCGCUGCCGAAAAGAAAUGCUACCCAGAUGAUCCAGAACUAUUCGGCAUUGAUUUACGGUGCAACAUGUGGCCAGAAAGUCCACUGAAACCAGAUUUAUACGGACCAAAUACCGAGAAGAAUGCUUCCGAUUUCUACUAUAACAGACCACGAUGGAUUAAUGGGGGUAUGUACCUUGGUCCAGCAGGUGACAUGAGGAGGCUUUUCCGUCGCGCGAUGGAAGAUAUGGAGGCAGGUAUCGGUCAGGGUUUCCCUCUCCGAAGCGAGCAGGGUCAGUUGGGCAACGUGGUCGGGAAACAAGAAGUCUGGAGACAAUGGCAAAGGAAGAAUCGGAUCAACAAUGACGACUUACGAGGCUUGGUCGACCAGAACCUCGAAUACCACUUCGGACUCGACUACUCUCAGGAGAUAGUGGCCCAAGUCAAGUUCACAGCUAUCAACCGAUCACUUGAUCUUUACGACGCCGACUUUGUCCCGUUGGGCGAUAAGGAGUCUAUUGAACGGCAUACCAUGGCUCUUGGAUUAUCACCAGUCCGACUGCAUGGUGUACCUGACGAUCUCAACAAGUCACGGUACCCACUAGAAGAAUUCGACAAGUCUGCAACCUGGAGUAAUAUUCCUCUCUAUGCCGACUUCGCUAUUGGGCAAGUGCCUGCGAUAGUGCACCACAAUGGUUACAAAGGCCGACGCCAAACAUGGUGGCACAAACCGUGGUAUCAUCAACGACUGAGACAACUCGUAAAGCCUCGACUGAAACCAUAUCCCAUCGAUCAGCCCCUGGCAACGGUCCAGGAUGGUGCCGACCAAUUCAGAUACUGGGGAGCAUUGGCUGAAGCGAGAGACAGAUAUCCUCGAAAGGCCAAUGCCACGGCUGAUGGUAGGUUCGACAAGAUGGAGUUUGAAGAGCUUUGUCGGUGGAAUGAGAAGCCUCUGAAAGAUGCAAGAGAAACUUGGUGGGAAGAAGUGUUUCGAGAUGGUAAAGGGCCGUUUAAGUAG